Magallana angulata is the source of this 2175-nucleotide messenger RNA. Its product is annotated as peroxidasin-like. Gene Ontology annotation, molecular function: peroxidase activity; heme binding. Gene Ontology annotation, biological process: response to oxidative stress. The record is from RefSeq and is a predicted model, not a curated record. Bases 32 to 2149 code for a protein of 705 amino acids. NCBI's taxonomy places the organism in Eukaryota, Metazoa, Mollusca, Bivalvia, Ostreida, Ostreidae. The transcript has 15 exons.
GUUUUAAAUCAUUUCACCCGAGGACUGCGAUAUGGCAGGUAAAUUAUUUCUUUCACCACUACUUAACCUCGCAAUCCUAGUACAAAUCGCACUAGGGUCGGAACCAUGGCAAGAAUUUAUGGAAGAUUUGAGACAGGAUGUCAACAGCAUACUUCAGGAAGAUGUUUGUUUCCCUCAGCCAAAAGUGGUGUGUGACGAAGAGAACAUCGACUUUCACAACGUCCGCCAAUCCGUGUUCGCCAACCUCCACAAACAGUCGUCCACGUCAAGGGAGUCCAUCCGGCGAUGGGGCGUCCUACGGGAGUUCUCACAGCAGCUCUGUGACAUGAACACGUUCAGCCUCGCCACGCCUGAGAGCUUCCCCCAGUCGCCUUACAAGGACCACUUCAACCACAUCGUCUGCAACAGAAAAGAGGGCCCAAACUGUGACUGGGCGAGGUCGGCACGGUACCGUACGGCCGACGGGGUCUGUAAUAACCUGAUCAACUCACGAUGGGGGGCCUCCAACACCGUCCAAAGAAGGAUGUCCCCGCCCCAGUAUCAAGACGAGCACUCGAUGCCCCGAGGAUGGGGACGGAACCCCGCUAUGCCUACCCCACGAGAUGUCAGUGAGCGCCUGUUUUCUGCCGCCGGGGGAAACGAGACGCCGAACGACGAUCAGAACUCGCUCUUUUUGUGGAGCUUCGGUCAAUUCCUGGACCACGACCUAACUUUCACCCCAACUAUGGAUGAAGAUGGUAGAAUCCCACAAUGCUGCGCUGAUUCACAUAAAAGUAACAUCAGUUCAGGGUGUUUCCCACUGGUUCGUCAAGUGGGUGGGGAUGAGGAGUGUAUGCCCUUCGUGAGAUCCGCUCCCGCAGAAGAACCAGUCCGUCCAGAGUCCUGUGGGAAAGAUUUCAGGGAGCAGAUUAACGAGCUGACGUCAUUCAUAGACCUUGGCAACGUGUAUGGCAACAGUUACCUUGUAUCCAAGGCGAUGGAGGCCGGGGUAUAUGGACUGAUGACGACUUCAAACGAAGGCAGGUCACUGCCUAGGGGCAAUCCUAAAGACUGUAAAAACGGGAAUGAGACAGAGUCGUAUUGUCAGCUAGCAGGCGACAGAAGAGCCAAUGAGGUACCCACACUAGGAUUCAUGCACACUAUCUUUCUUCGGUUCCAUAACUUGGUGGCAAAAAAACUCAAACUUCUGAAUCCACACUGGACGUCCAACAAGAUCUACCUGGAAACGAGGCGAAUACUAGGGGCGAUAACCCAACAUAUCACGUACAACGACUGGCUCCCAAGAGUUAUCGGACAUUCUAAUAUGUUGUAUUAUGGACUAUAUUCCACUACUCCUGGUCAAGAGACCCGCUAUGUGUAUUAUGACACGGCUGACCCCAGCAUGCUAAACGAGUUCACCACAGCAGCAUUCCGUUUUGCACAUUCGGCGAUUCCUGCCCAGUUGAUAGUGAACGACAUCAAGUAUAAGAUAGAUGACAUCUUGUUGGACACCAGCCUUAUUGUGGCGAACGACGGCAAGGAUCUGAAAUCUGUGGCGAAGAUGCUCAUGUCAACGCCUUCUAAACGUAUAGACAGAGAUUUUGAAGAGGCAAUUCGAGAAAGACUUUUUAAAAGCGAUGGGAGAGGCCUAGAUUUGCCCGCACUUAACAUUCAAAGAGGCAGAGACCAUGGCUUGGCCCCUUACACCAAAUACAAACACAUCUGCCAGCAACCAUUUGUGGGCCUCCCAGACCAUGACGAAGAUUCCAGAAGAAUACUGAUGGAUCUCUACCAUGGCAACAUCAAUGACAUCGACCUGUUUGCCGCCGGAAUAUCCGAAAGGAGCGUCUCGGACGGGAUCGUAGGGCCACUGUUUGGCUGUAUCAUCGCCAGUCAGUUCCAGCUGUUGAAGUACGGGGACAGGUACUGGUACGAAAACACCCGAUCUCAUCCGAAUAUCAGGUUUUCUCCAGAGCAAAUCCUGGCUAUAAAGUCCAUGUCCUUCGGUAAGAUACUGUGUGACGUGUUCUCUGACGAUUAUGACCCUAUGACUGAAAUUCCACAGAAUAUCUUCCAACUGAAUCAGGACUCUUCAAUGAACUGCGCCGAUCCAGAGUCGGGAUCCAGAAUGAACCUAGAGUCGUGGAGAGAGGACGGCGGUGUAAAUUGAAUAAAGAAUAAACUAUUUGUUUCUUU